Molecule: messenger RNA, 982 nt
Organism: Bombina bombina (fire-bellied toad)
Lineage: Eukaryota; Metazoa; Chordata; Amphibia; Anura; Bombinatoridae
Gene: SLC39A2
Product: solute carrier family 39 member 2
Exons: 3
Coding region: 50-982 (310 amino acids)
Biological process (GO): zinc ion transmembrane transport
Cellular component (GO): plasma membrane
Molecular function (GO): zinc ion transmembrane transporter activity
Source: RefSeq, a predicted model, not a curated record
UCUGAGCGUAUUUUCAAUUCUUCUACUUGGUUCCAAAUUUUUGUGAAAAAUGGAUCAACUUUUGUCGGUGAAAAUUGGUUGUCUUGUAGCACUUCUGGUGCUCACAUUGGUUUGUGGCUUGAUCCCUGCUCGUGUCAAAUGGUUUCAGAAAAACAGCACUGAAGGUUUGCAUCAUCUAAUCUUGUGUCUGAUAAGCUCAUUUGCUGCUGGCAUCUUUCUUGGUGCCUGCUUGCUUCACGUUGUAGCAGAGUAUUUAACAAACAUCAGUGAUGAACUUUCUUAUAUUAAUUAUCCAAUGGGAUUGCUGAUCUUGUCUUUGGGCUUUUUUUUUGUCCUCUGCAUUGAACGAGUUGUAUUGCAUUUCUGCAAUCAUCCUCAAAAUCCACCUCAGAAUGGAAUACAAAUGUCAAAUGUGCAAUGUUCUUCAGAGGUCAGCAUCUAUCCUGACAAGGAUGACAAGAAUGUGUUUCCAGUACCCACACAUCUACAAAGCGAGGACCCACACAGUCAUGUGCAUCAUGCAACAUAUUCCCAUUCUUCUUUCCGUUCUCUUAUAUUAUUCUGCUCUCUCUCCAUACACUCAAUCUUUGAGGGUCUGGCUAUUGGACUUCAAACAAGCUUCUCCACUGCUCUAGAAAUUGCCAUUGCUGUGCUUAUCCAUAAGGGCAUCAUUGUCUUCAGCCUGUCCCUCAAGCUGGUAAACAGCAUGACCCAGCCUGCUUGGCUUCUUACCUAUAUUGUAUUUUUCUCAUUGAUGUCUCCAGUUGGCCUUGCAAUUGGUAUUGGAGUUACAAUGGCUAAGACAACUGUCAUAUCUCUUGUACAAGCCGUCCUAGAGGGAAUUUCCUCUGGAACCUUUGUCUAUGUCACCUUCCUUGAAAUUCUCCCACAGGAACUCAACUCAGAUGAGAAACCGCUUCUAAAAGUUCUCUUCAUUGCAAUUGGCUUUACUAUUAUGGCUGUUAUAGCCAUCUGGGCUUAA